GUGUGGGGGGAUUUAGAGAAAACGUUUUAAAAACUAGGGGCAAAUGCGGCACAUCCUCGUUAACUCUUCGAUGUAAACGGUAACUUUCCGUGCUUGUUCUCCUCUGUCUUCCCCCUUUGCUGCUUAAAAUCAUUCCCAAAUCCACAAAAGGAAUUAACUUUCCAUCAUCCAAAAAGGAAAUCAAAAUCCCCAUACAAAGGAAUCACAGUAACGGGUACAAAAUUCACAAGAAGAUCAGGGAGAACUAUGUCCAGAGCAGAUGAGGAAGAAAAGGAAAAGGGGAGGAUUAUUGAGGCCACUACCAAAGUGGUUGAGUACCUGGAGCCAUUGAUGUCAAGAGAGCUUCUCUGCAAAUUCCCCGACAACUCGGCCUUCGAUUUCGAUUACGCGCAGAGCUCAAUAUGGUCCCCUUUGGUCCCUCGGGCUUUCAGUCCCAUGGACUUCGAUUUGGGUUUCAUAACACCAAGGAAUCUCUCAUUCGGGAUGGAGUUGGAUAUGGAUUUGGGCAACAAAAACAAGCUCAAGAAAGUCACUUCCAACAUCAAGAAGAAGAUCAGCACUACUGCCUUCAACAUUCAUCUUAAUCUUUUGAAAAUGAAGCAUAAGAAGAAAAUGAAGGCAUCUGAGUUCUCUCCAACUCCCAUAAAGAGCACAUGUUAUCCGGCCACCACGAAGAUUUUUGGGUUAAGUUUAAGAUUCAGAACCACGAUGCUAGUUUUUAGCACAGCAAAGGUUGAAUCUUCUGGGGGAACCAUUUGACUCGCGGCAAUACAACCCCUGAAACUCCCAGAUGUGUUCAAUGAAAAUGUUGAAAUUAUAAGGGGAGAAUGUGCAACUCUAGGUCAAUCCGACAAGGAUAAACCAAUGUUUUGCAAUAUGUGCUCCCACAUUCUUCACACUCACAUUUUUCUAAAAGAGAAAAAAAGGCAAAAGCUGUUAUGUUCA
Carya illinoinensis is the source of this 945-nucleotide messenger RNA. RefSeq lists its product as uncharacterized. Bases 247 to 759 code for a protein of 170 amino acids. Lineage: Eukaryota; Viridiplantae; Streptophyta; Magnoliopsida; Fagales; Juglandaceae. The transcript is spliced from 2 exons. The record is from RefSeq and is a predicted model, not a curated record.